AUGAAGGCGAAUCUUGGACUUUCACAGGAGAUCAUCGCUGGGCUGCAGAAGGAAGUGAAUAUAAUUAUCCAUGCGGCCUCCACGAUCAAUUUAACCUAUUCACUUGGACAGGUGUUUGACCAUAUCGUCCUACCAAGCGAAUCCCUAGCUCAGAUGGCUCUAGGUUUUACCAACCUCGAUCGAUUUGUUUAUGUAUCCACAGCCUUCGCCAACACACAUCUCUACAAGCUUUCCGGCAAGCCACAGACAGAGAUAAAUGAAGAGAUUUACCCACUCCUGGGCGAGGGAAGUUUGUUGGAUGACAGCCUUCUCAGUGCACAGGAUGCCCGUGAUGAAAUCCAGAAGACUGGCUCCUCGACUGAGUAUGAACUCCAUGAUUUUCCCUGGCCUUAUGCGUAUGGAAAACACCUCGCAGAAAGAUUGAUCCUGAAUCUCUUCAUCGAAAAGGGUUGGGCAUCCAAGGUGUUAGUACUCCGCCCUUCCGUGAUUGGACCAGCAGAGAGAUAUCCAUACCCGGGAUAUAGUGUUCCCUUGUCAACACCAUCAACAGCUCUUGCGACUGCAAUAGUUGCAUCCCCUGUCUUUACUGUCGUGGUACCUACACGGUGUUCAAAACCAGAAACCGAAGCGACUAUUGACGAGGUUCCAGUAGAUGUUGUUGUUGAUCGAAUGAUAGCCCAUGUGGCCUUUGAUACCACCGGUUGCAUCCAUGCUGUGGGAAGCGAACGCGGCCGCCUUAGCUUCAUGGACUUCUGGGGCGCCGCGAUGAAGCUACGAAGACUACCAUGGGAGCCGCGGAUAAUUUGGUCAUCGACUGUUGAUUGGCAUUCACCGGAUUUGCACCCUGUGCUGCGACUCUAUGUUAUUCCGGGCACUGCCUUCCUCUUCACAGAGGAGAAGACCACGAAACUCUUGCAGAGACUUACUCCAGAUGAACGGGAUGAUGUGGUUCUGUUCAGGAAUACCACGGGGAAGUCGUACGAGUUGAUAUCCAGGCGAGAGCACAUUCGCUUCCUCAUCGGAUUAUUUGCAAGGCGAACUAUCUUUCCAGCGUGGUUAUUGCGAUAUUUGUGUCGCUGA
This is a messenger RNA of Aspergillus pseudotamarii, 1080 nucleotides long. RefSeq names its product male sterility protein-domain-containing protein. Gene Ontology annotation, biological process: long-chain fatty-acyl-CoA metabolic process. The record is from RefSeq and is a predicted model, not a curated record. Gene Ontology annotation, molecular function: alcohol-forming very long-chain fatty acyl-CoA reductase (NADP+) activity. Gene Ontology annotation, cellular component: peroxisome. The transcript has a single exon. Bases 1 to 1080 code for a protein of 359 amino acids. NCBI's taxonomy places the organism in Eukaryota, Fungi, Ascomycota, Eurotiomycetes, Eurotiales, Aspergillaceae.